CAGUCUUCAACUAUUUGCAGUCACUGUCUAAGCACGUGUUAUGAAGACGUUGUUUUAUACCUUCAUUAAACUGCAAAAUAUCUUGAAAUGAAGUUAAAGAAUUUGCGAAUUAAUCCUCUGAGUAGAGUUCAAAGGGGUGAGGACGAAGAAGCUCCAAGUACAUCGAAAGAUGAAACACCGAAGGUUAUCCUACCAUCUGACAGCAACUUUAAUCAUAUAAAAUGCAAAGCAGUUCGCUACCAAAAAUGUCAAAAAUUAAAGAAAGAAAAAGCGAAAGCCAAGAAGGAAGCACGAAAGAAAAGAAUUCAAGAAGGUGGACCUAAACAAGUACCACACACUAUUGAGAGUUUAAGAGAGAAAGAUGAAACUACCAUUACUGGUGAUAUUGACGAUGAAGAAAAUCAAGAGCUGAAAAUUGAUUUUGAACACGACGAAUUUGCUCCUUAUUAUAGACACGAAUAUGAGCCUAAAGUUUUGAUUACCUAUGCUGAUAAUCCAACAAGAAAGACCAGGAUUUUUGGCGUUGAACUGACAAGGAUCAUACCAAACUCUAUUUCAUUAUAUAGAAAUCGUUCUGGGGUGAAAAAGAUGGUUAAAAGUGCCAUUGCCAGGAAUUUCACUGAUAUUAUUGUUGUCAAUGAAGAUCAGUGUAAACCUAAUGGAAUGUUAAUUAUUCAUUUACCCGAGGGGCCAACAGCAUAUUUCAAACUUAGUAAUGUUAAAAUAACACCGGAAUUAAAAAGGAGUCACAAAGAAAUUAGUAAACAUAGACCGGAAGUUAUUUUAAAUAAUUUCACUACUCGUUUGGGUUACACAAUUGGUAGAAUGUUGGGAGCUCUAUUUCAUUAUCAACCUGAAUUUAAAGGGAGAAGAGCUGUAACAUUUCAUAAUCAAAGAGAUUACAUAUUUUUCAGGCAUCAUAGGUAUCAAUUUGACAUUAAAAAGGACAAACCUAGAUUGAGGGAGUUAGGACCAAGAUUCACUUUAAAAUUGAAGUCCUUGCAACAUGGAACAUUUGAUAGUAAAUAUGGAGACUAUGAAUGGCUUGUAGAAGGAAGAAGACACGAUAUGGAAACUAGCAGGAGAAAGUUCUUCUUAUAAACUUCUUCAUUUAACAUAAAUAUUUGUAGGGAAAUUAUUUAUAAAGUUUUUAUAAGAAGUACAAAAA
Molecule: messenger RNA, 1168 nt
Organism: Osmia lignaria (orchard mason bee)
Lineage: Eukaryota; Metazoa; Arthropoda; Insecta; Hymenoptera; Megachilidae
Product: putative ribosome production factor 1
Biological process (GO): maturation of 5.8S rRNA; maturation of LSU-rRNA
Cellular component (GO): preribosome, large subunit precursor; nucleolus
Molecular function (GO): rRNA primary transcript binding
Source: RefSeq, a predicted model, not a curated record